GCAGCAGCAGCAGCAGCAGCAGCAGCAGCAGACAAAUAUCAUCAACUAGAAGGAGAGAAAGUGGGACAAGUAGAAGAAAGAGAAGGAGAGUUUCGUCCGCCAUGUCGAGAAGACGCUGUUUUUUUAGGUGCGAACGCGGCCACUCUUUGUGUGGACUUCCAAACGACGAAGCCCUAAGGAAGCAGUGGUUAACAUUCAUUUUUACCACUAUUCCUGAGCAGUACAACUCCAAUAUUGUGUUGUGUUCCCGACAUUUUACCCCGGACUCCUUCCGGAACCUGGAAUCAUACAAAUCUGGAUUUUCUACAAGGUUGCUCCUCAAAGAAGGAGCUGUUCCCACUGUGCCUGUGGUCAAAUCUGAAGAUGGAGAACCACAGCCCGAUGUCUUAGCCCAAGACCCCUUUGCCAUAAGAAUCAAUCAUAUUGGAUGCCAAACGAGCCCUCAAAACACCGCCUCAGUGAGCACACAGUUUAUAGCAUCUCAGAAGACGGUUGCCACACAGCUGUCCUGGGGCACACUGAAGGAGCAGCAUGUGAGAAGCAAAGCCACCCAGACAACGGUGUCUUCUCUCAGUGCUGUCAACAAAUCCAUUUCCAGUUUCCCAGAUUUCCUACCGUCUUCAACACCCACAAGGGCUCCAGGCUUCAGACCAAACAAGAGACCUCGUCUGGAGUUGGAGGAGGAGGAGGAGGAGGAGGAGGAAGAGGAAGUGGGAGACACUAAUACAGAGCUCCAAGCUCAGCCUCAUGAAGAGCCUCAUGACUCAACGUUUGAGUCAAGGCCAAGGUACAGUGAUACAAAGUACCUUGUAUUUGAAAGCUGCCUCAGAGAGCUGUUUGACACCUGUCCAAUAUGCAAGACAAAGUGUGAUGUCCAGCGACGACGAAUUGGUACUUAUGUGGCAUUCACUCAGCUCUGCCAAAGCUGUAAUUACUCCAGACAGUGGCAGAGCCAGCCCAUUGUUGGAAGUACGCCUGUUGGCAACCUCCAGUUAUCGGCAGCCACAUAUUUCACUGGUGCAUCUUUCUUCCAACUGGCAAAGAUAUGCAAGGCCAUGCAGCUCCAGAUUUUCCCAUAUGACACCUACAGGAGGCAUGCAAGGAGUUUCCUGGAGCCUGCAAUUGUCCACAAAUGGAAGACGGAUCAGCAGAAUCUUUUUCAGCAGCUACAGCAGAAGGGGAAGGUUGCAGUUGGUGGAGAUUUACAAGCAGACUCGCCAGGACACUCGGCAAAGUACGGCAGCUACACUUUGACGCACCUGGAGAGCAACAUCAUUAUGGAUCUGCAGCUUGUUAUGAGCGAUGAAGUAGGUGGUUGUUACCGGAUAGGGAGGGAGGGACUGAAACGAAGCCUAGAUCUUCUGAAGUCAAACAGUUUGGCGGUGGAAUACGUUGUAACCGACCAACAUCCACAAGUUCAGAAGUUACUGAAGGAGCGCAACAUCAAACAGCUCUACGGCGUGUGGCACAUUGAGAAAAGUUUAUCCACGACACUAGAAAGACUUGCACAAAGCAAGGACUGUGAGGUGUUGAAGAAAUGGCUGAGCAGCAUGAAAAACCACUUCUACUGGAGUGCGACCUCUUCGACAUCAGGGUCUGAGAAGGUAGCUAAGUGGAAGUCACUGGUCAACCACAUUCAAAAUGUACACGUGCAUGAAGACCCCAUCUUCCCCAAAUGUGAACAUCCUGACAGAGUGUCAAAGGAUCCUAAGAAAUGGUUCCAACCAGGGUCAGUGGCACUCCAGAGAGUGGAACAAAUCCUGAACAACAAGAGAGUUCUCAAGGAUGUGAGGAAGCUGAGCCACCAUGACCAGAGUUCAUCGCUGAAGGCCUUCCACAAUUUGAUCCUACGUUUCUUACCUGAGAAUGUGAUCUACUCUUUCAUGGGAUUGCUGUGCAGGUUGUACCUAGCAGUCAUGCACCACAAUGAAAAUGUGGACCAUGAACAAGCACCUGCAGGACAAGCUGUCAGCGAAGCUGUGUCCUUCGAGAUGGGCGAAUGCACUUUAAAGCCUGUAAAAACAGACACUACAUACAAUUACCUGAAUGAAUUGAUGAGGCUCGUCUUCGAGGAGGUAAUUGUGGACCCUGCGCCGUUUGUUGAAGAGUUAAAGAAAAUCCCCCUCCCCAAAGACUUGCCAUACCGGUAUGAGAGAGGCCGGUAAAGCCCUGUAUGGAGAGGAUUGCACACUGGAUCUUUACAAAAGUUUUGUUUUUUGUAUUAUUUCUUUUUUACAUUUGCUAAAAGGAUGUUAUUUUGAGAAAAAUAUUUCAGUCUUAUUUCCUUAGUGGUUCUGCGGUAUAAUAAAAUCUUAGUGUUUUGAUUUUAUUUUACUCAGUUGUAUCUCGUUACAUGUACUAUUCCUCUGUUAUACACCUCAAAGGUCAAAAGUCAGCUCUGUCAAUGUUUGAUGUUCUGCGGGGUGAAGGGCUUCAAAGUGUAGCUCUACGCCUGGAUGGUUGUACCAAGCGUGUAGGAGGGACUAGGACCUGGUUCCUGGACAAAUAUUGGUCCAGGAGGCAACAUGUGUCACUGUCAAACAUAAACAUAUUGAUAAUUGCAGCCAGGAGGUGAUUAUAAAGUGUAGCUGAAAUUUUGCCUACUGGUCACACUAAACAGACGGUGAAAACAUUUUAAAGCACUAGCAAUUUUUAUGACUUUGUACUGUAUACAGCAGAAAUCUGUAAAACCCAAAUCUGAUGUACUGAAACUGCUACAGUCAAGAAUCAAAGUACAUUUGGUUUUAAAUUGCAAAGGUGGUGACAGCUAGAUUUUAAUCAGGAUACUUUUGGUUAUAUUUUCCAACUCAAGCAAUGUUAGGUUUGUGCUGCUGUUUGUCCUUCAAGGUAAGAAGCUCCAUAAUGUUAGCUAACCUUUGUAUUUCUUUGCAUCAGACAUUUUCAACUGUGCUGGGCAUUCUUGCACAGUUUUCACAAGUGCACCUUAACAAGAAGUUAAAAAUAGACACUUUAGUCAGUCAUCUAAUAUACAGUUGUUACAGCUCUGUAGAUAAAUGACACUUAUGAUAAAAUAUAAGUAAGUACAAAAUAAAAACUGACCGUUGUGAAACAUCCUACCUCAGUUUUGAUUGUAAAGGUGGUUCGGAGUUACUGGCUUGCUCUUGACUGUCAGCAAGGACACUAUAUAUAACUUAAAGCAGGGCCUUUAGAGAGAAGGGCCCUCUAGUAACAUGUUGGGCGGAGAAUGGGCCCUUAUGAGAGAGACUGUCACCUUGGAAAUAUGCUUGUGUUAAAAGAUGAUUUCUCAUUAAAUCAAAAAUGGUGCCGUUUGCUGUAUAUGCCUAAGAAAAAGGUUACCCCAUCAUCCCUUGUUUUUUUUGUUACCAAAAAAGUCAUAUGCUUAUUCAACAUUUCUACAACUAGAAAUAAACAAUUGAAAUUAUUAAAUGAA
Messenger RNA from Epinephelus lanceolatus (giant grouper), 3412 nucleotides. RefSeq lists its product as uncharacterized. NCBI's taxonomy places the organism in Eukaryota, Metazoa, Chordata, Actinopteri, Perciformes, Serranidae. The record is from RefSeq and is a predicted model, not a curated record.